AUGUGCGGCGGCGCGAUCAUUUCCGACUUCAUCCCGCAGCGGGAAGCGCACCGCGCGGCCGGCGGCAGCAAGCGCGCCCUCUGCGCCUCCGACUUCUGGGCUCAGCCAUGCCCCGACCUCACCGCCGCCGCCGCCCCUUGCACCUUCACCCCCGACCAAGGUGCAGAGGAGCCGACCAAGAAGAGGGAGAGGAAGACGAUGUACCGUGGCAUCAGGCGGCGGCCGUGGGGGAAGUGGGCGGCGGAGAUCCGUGACCCGGCCAAGGGCGCGCGCGUCUGGCUCGGGACCUUCGCCACCGCCGAGGCCGCCGCGCGCGCCUACGACCGCGCCGCUCGCCGCAUCCGCGGGGCCAAGGCCAAGGUCAACUUUCCCAACGAGGACCCGCCCCUCGACCCGGCCGCCGACCACCACCACGACGGCGCCGCCGCCAUGCCAUGCAGGGAGUUCAUGGACUACGACGCCGUCAUGGCGGGCUUCUUCCACCAGCCCUACGUCGCCGACGGCGUGCCGGAGGAGGCGCCCACGGUAGCGUACGUGCACCAUCACCUGCCGCAGCAGCAACAGGAGGCCGCCCUGGAGCUCUGGAGCUUUGAUAAUGAUAACAUCCACUCGGCCGUGCCGCUGUGAUGAUCAGCAGAUCGAUGAUAGCUCAUAUAUUGUUUUUUUUCAUCACACCAAAAAAAAAAGAAUGUUCAAUUCAGUUUAUUGUUGUUAUAUGUUUCAAAAAUGUUUCAUUAGGUUCAAGCUGUAGGAGUGAUUUAUCAGAUUGAGCUCUCAAGUGACUGACUUUUGAGUUCUGUGUGUAAAGAUGAAUGCUCCAAUGAAUAAAAUGCAAUUUGUAU
Messenger RNA from Oryza brachyantha (malo sina), 842 nucleotides. Its product is annotated as ethylene-responsive transcription factor ERF071-like. The record is from RefSeq and is a predicted model, not a curated record. Gene Ontology annotation, molecular function: DNA binding; DNA-binding transcription factor activity. NCBI's taxonomy places the organism in Eukaryota, Viridiplantae, Streptophyta, Magnoliopsida, Poales, Poaceae. Gene Ontology annotation, biological process: regulation of DNA-templated transcription; ethylene-activated signaling pathway. The coding region runs from base 1 to 627 and encodes 208 amino acids. The transcript has 2 exons.